AUGCGUGUCUCUCUUGCUGUGUUGGCUGCCUCUUUGGCAAGCAAUCAACACAAUGCCAUCUUAGUUUCUGCCUUUCAACCUCCUACAGACCUCAAUCACCAGCAUCCUCCUAAUACAGAACAACAGCAACAAGAUCCAAACCACCCUCGUCAGAGCACACGAUUGAAUGAUGCUUCCGCGAUGCCUUAUGAUGCUUCUGCGGUGCCUUAUCUGAGCAAUUGGAAGCUUUUACCAGAGGGAAAUAUUCAAGGUGUUAUCUUUGGUCACCCCGUCCUAGAAAACGGCGAUGUGGUGACAACUUCCCAAAUUAAGGAUUUGAAGAACCCUUCAGAAAACCAAAUAAUACAAACUGAAUCGGGAAGCCACUACCUGCUUCGGGACCGAGAUGUCGAUGAGACACGAAAUAAUUUCAACCACAAGGUCGCCGGGCCUCUACUGGGUGGUGCUGUCUUUGCAGCUGGUGCAGUAGGUCUGGUAAUGGACGGAGAAAGCGCUAGAUUUGAUACAGCUGCUCCCGCCCAAGCCUUCAAGGAAAUGUCGGCAGUGUCGAUCAAGCAAUUCCAAAAUUCCGCACAAUCCGUUGAGGAAUCCAUCGACUUGCCAUACCUUGCCAGCAAGGUCUCCGAAGCAGAAAAGCAAUUCCAGGCCGCCCGCGAAAACAUGUUCCAGAAUUCUGCACAAUCCCUGGGGGAAUCCAUCAACCUGCCAUACCUUGCCAGCCAGGUUACCGAGGCAGAAAAGCAAUUUCAGGCCGCCCGCGAAAACAUGUUCAAACAAAAAGGUCCCGAGUCCAAUGCGGCUGCCGCCAGCGUAGUUGCCAAACAACAAGAUACUCAAAAGUUUGAACAAGCCCUUUCGGUGGCUGCCGAGAAGGUUGCCGUUGAAAAGGCCGCUCUUACUGAAAAGGUUGCCUGGGAAAAAUUUGUUCAGAACGAAAUUGCCAAAGAAAAAGCCGAUACUGAAGUCAUAAGUAGCGCUUCCAGUGCAGCAGCCAAAGCCUUGUCCGAAAACAAAUUUGACGAAGCCAAAGCUGCUUUUGAAAAGGCCCAGAUGGCGAGAGCGGAUCUAAAGGAAUUGCAAGCCGAACGUGAAUCUGCCACUCUAGCCGAAGAGAAUGCAGAAGCAGAAGAAAUGUUUGCGGAACAAGAUGUGAUGAAGAUCAUUAGAGAGAUCAGGCAAAUGGCCACCAUGUACACUGCCAAGGCUGCUAGUUUGAAACCAGCCGAUGCUUUGUAUUAUCUUGAAGAGCUGAAAAUCAAUCCCAAACUUGCCGAAUACAUGAGUACUGAAGAGCGACAAGUUGCUCUUGGUGCUCUUGCUGCAGCCGCGGCUACAGGAACAGCCUUGGCUGGAAGUUCCUUUGCAUCUGGAAAGAAGGAAGACGAAAAGGAAGUAACUUCUACUUCUCCUAUGGAAUCUAGCACCACCACAAAAAAGAUGACAACACCCCCAAAGCAAGCAACUUCUGCGUCUCCAGUGGCAUCUAGUAGCACCAAAAAGAAAGCACCAGAGCCCGCUCGUGCGCAAUCUGCUCCCGCCGUCGUCGCUGCCAAGUCGACUGCCACACACGCUGCCAGCGCUGCGUCAAGCACAGCUGCAUCGAGCACAGCUGCGACCAAGUCCACCUGGGGAAGCUACCUUGAUGUAUUGGGUUCUUAUGGCUGUGGAUCUUCAGUUGUUCCAUCCUCUUACUCUCCAUUCGGAAAGAAGUCUACCGGAAUGACGUCACAUACUAGUUUGUAUGGACCUCCGAUUGCUGAGCAUGCAUCCCCCGUAGCUGCAGCACCGACACACACGACAGCUGCAGCAACAGCGGCAACAACAACUACAACGCGAUCACCAACCGCACAUGCGCCAGCACAGGAGAAACCACGCAGCAGUGGAAACUCGGGAUAUUUGGACGCCCUAUCUGGCCCACCUGGUGCCGCAGUCAUGACCUCCUACUCUCCCUUUGCACCCAAAAAGUCUCAGGUUUCCCCCCCAACGAAGCCGGAUAUUCCAGAAAAGCCGGACAUUCCCGCCCACAUUCGACUGGCCUACAAGGAAUGGUGCGAAUACUACGGAAAGAAAAAUGAGGAGUUUCGAUUGGAAGUAUUUGCCCAGAACUUUGCCGACGCCAAGGAAUUUUACAAGGAAUCUGGACGAGCUCUUCUCUUGAAUGAAUAUGCCGAUUUGACGGCCAAAGAAUACCAGCUGUUGCCCAAGACUGCCUAG
Molecule: messenger RNA, 2214 nt
Organism: Cylindrotheca closterium
Lineage: Eukaryota; Bacillariophyta; Bacillariophyceae; Bacillariales; Bacillariaceae
Source: the annotation of a GenBank genome assembly